CCAGAGGCCCUGAGGACCCAGGGUUUGGAUUCCCUGAACACUUGGGUCCCUGGCUGCUCAACCAAUGAGGGAUAGAUUGGCGAGUCCUGGCGCCCCUGGGUGCAGCUGAACUUGGACAUGGCAGGCACCCGGCUCCUGAUGGCAGUCCUUGUCCUGGGCCUGUGUGUGCUGGCGGAGGCUGAGAAACCUUUGCCCUGCCAGUGCUCACGGAUUAGCCCCCAGAACCGGAAGAACUGCGGCUUCCCCGGCAUCACCAGCGACCAGUGCUUUGACGCCGGGUGCUGCUUUGACACCACCAUCCCCGGGAUCCCCUGGUGCUUCAACCCCCUCCCGAAGCAAGAGUCAGAGGAGUGUGUCAUGGAAGUCUUGGUCCGCAGUGACUGUGGCUACCCGGGCAUCAGCCCCGAGGAGUGCGCCUCUCGAAAGUGCUGCUUUUCCGACGACAUCCCGCAGGUGCCCUGGUGCUUCUUCCCGAAGUCUGUGCAAGACUGUCAUUAUUAAGAGGCAGAGGCUCCAGAGGACCUGCCAGCUCCUGGA
Molecule: messenger RNA, 537 nt
Organism: Artibeus jamaicensis (Jamaican fruit-eating bat)
Lineage: Eukaryota; Metazoa; Chordata; Mammalia; Chiroptera; Phyllostomidae
Gene: TFF2
Product: trefoil factor 2
Exons: 5
Coding region: 118-501 (127 amino acids)
Biological process (GO): chemokine-mediated signaling pathway; negative regulation of gastric acid secretion; maintenance of gastrointestinal epithelium
Molecular function (GO): CXCR4 chemokine receptor binding
Source: RefSeq, a predicted model, not a curated record